Sitophilus oryzae (rice weevil) is the source of this 1155-nucleotide messenger RNA. RefSeq names its product protein ANTAGONIST OF LIKE HETEROCHROMATIN PROTEIN 1-like. NCBI's taxonomy places the organism in Eukaryota, Metazoa, Arthropoda, Insecta, Coleoptera, Curculionidae. The transcript is spliced from 4 exons. Bases 1 to 1155 code for a protein of 384 amino acids. The record is from RefSeq and is a predicted model, not a curated record.
AUGUUUACAGUUAAUAGAGUUCUACAAGUUGAAGCCAGAAAUAUGGCAUCUACACACAAAUUUCAUUACAACAAAAAUAAAAAGCAAGAUGCCUGGAAUGAAAUCGCCAAGUAUAUUGGGACUCCUAUUGAUAUAGUAAAGUUAAAAAUUAAUUCUUUGCUCUCCUCAUUCAGGAGGGAAGGGAAAGAGCUAAAGAAAGAAAAUGGAUAUUUGGCUGCUGGCUCUAGCAUGAAGAGCUUAUCUUAUAAUUAUAGAUUGGGAUUAAGCACUGUAUCAAAUAUAAUCAAAAGUACAUGUUCAGCUCUUUGGAUAUCUUUUAACAAAGAAUAUUUACCAAUUCCCGACAAGGAAAAAUGGCUCAAGAUAGCAACAGAUUUUGAGAUGAAGUGGAAUUUUCCCAACUGUUUGGGGGCAAUUGAUGGGAAACAUGUCAGAAUACAAGCACCUCCAAACACUGGAUCGGAUUAUUAUAACUACAAGGACUUCUUCAGCCUCAUAUUGUUGGCAAUUUGCGAUGCCAAUUAUUGUUUUACAGUCAUAGAUAUAGGUGCAAAAGGUAGGCAAAGCGAUGGAGGGGUUUUCCGAAACAACAACUUUGGAAAACAACUUUUUUCCAAUUCACUUGACUUGCCUCCUCCAAGAAGACUUACAAAUGAUGUACAACCAAUUCCCUAUUAUAUAAUAGGGGAUGCAGCAUUUCCAUUUGGAACCAAUUUAAUGCGGCCAUAUCCAGGGAACUUCCUCCCACAAGAAAAAAGGAUAUUUAAUUACAGGUUAAGCCGAGCAAGAAGGGUGAUUGAAAAUACAUUCGGAAUCCUCGUUUCAAAGUGGAGGAUUUUGGAAAGGCCCAUAAUAGCAAAAUUAGAAACAAUUGCAAAAAUGAUUGCAGCACUUGUCUGUUUGCAUAACUUUUUAAAAAAAAGUGAUGCAGGAAAAUCUGAGAAUAACAAAUACUGUCCUUCAAGUUAUGUAGAUCAGGAGAAUGAAGCUGGUGAAGUUAUAGAAGGGGAAUGGAGGACUGUUGUAGGAACCGCAUUAAGCCGAACAGAGAGAUUCGGGGGAAAUUCAUAUAGUCAAAGAGCAGCUAGUAUUCGCUCCUUACUUACAGAUUAUUUUGUGAAUAUUGCACCCAUACCUCCUCAAUGGACUAAAUAA